ACUUGAUAAUUAUCUUCAAAAUAUAUAAAAAUAAGCAAAGCUUGCACGGAUACUCUAAUGUCAUGUUGUCUCUACUGUUGCCGUGAGCAAAAUAUACAACAAGCUGGCCACAGUAUAUCUUGAAAAUCCGUUUCAUAAUUAUAUCUUGUUAUGUAGCAGUAGGAACAGGAGUCACAGGACUCAAAUGGUUCUACAAUGAAUAAUUUAAAUCAUUCUAACAGGUAUGAUCUUUUUUACUAUUCAUGUUGUUGGUUUUAUUCUCUUGUAGUUCAAGACGAAGUGUUUCUGUAAGUUUAGUCCUGGCUAUAUAGCAUUUUUUAGCAAAUUAAAGUUAGUGUCUAAAAAUAUAGUUGUAAUGAAGGUUUUCUUGUAGUUUUGAUUAGUGAAACUCAUCUUUGAAUGCUUGAUACCUAUCAAUCAAUUUUUGGUCUAUCUAGAGCAUGUUUGUCAGACUCUCAAUUCUUUCAGUAAUUCAAAUGACUUCAGAACCAAGUUGACUAGAUUGAUUCUAUGAACAUUAUGAUUUUAGUCAGUAGAAUCUACAUUUUGUGAUUCUAGUUGUUUUGCUUCUGUCAAUUGUGAUCUUCCUAGACACCUGCAAUCUGAUUAUUAUGAUUUUGUGAUUCUACAUUUUGCGAUUUUGAUAACCUUGCUCUAGAUCUCAAUGAGUUGUGGUUAACUGAUGAACUGACAAUCUUGAUGGGUUGACAGUCCCCAACAAUUGUUCUCUUCUUUUUCUUGUUAUAUAUUGUAAAUCAUUCAUCAAUUAAAUAAGAUAAUAAGUCCCAGAAUAUAUGGCACUGUGGAUCAACAUUCUCAAAUUACCAUAGCUUUGUCAAGUCUAUAGUCUACUCCCUCUGUUCCAAAUUAUAGGUCGUUUUGGCAUUUAUGGUGCAUAAUUUUUGCUAUGUAUCUAGAGAUAGUGUACAUCUAGGUGCAUAACAAAAAUUAUGAACCUAGAAAUGCCAAAACAACCUAUAAUUUGAAACGGAGGAAGUAUAUGGUACUACUGAUAUGUCAUGUCUGAUUAUACCAUUGCUUUGGCAUCAUAGAUAGAAAAACGAGAUAUAAACCAGAGGCAGAUCAAGAUAUAUUUGCACCCUCUAAUGUUUCAUGUGUUCAGUAAUCAACUUACACUGAUGCAAUACAAUUUUUUUCUUACAAUUUUCUAUCAAGAAUUGAUCCAUCCAAGGACCUGUCAGGUAAUGAGGUAAGCCUAUCUUGUUUCUUGUGCCUAGCCGGGGAACAAAUACCACAAAGCUAAGGUUUCAAUACUAUUGUUCUUCAACUAAUGACUAGUGGGAGUUCAGAUACCAUGCCCAUUGACUGUCUAAAAACCGUUUGGUAUUAGGUAUGGUAGUUCCAACACUUAUACUAGACUUAGUUUAACAGAAUUCCAUAUCUUGGAUCUGUUUCAUAUUCUGACUAUUUAGCUUGUCUGUGGCAGUGUUUACAGAUUAUAUCUUCCAUUCUUUCUAAAUGUUCUUUAUGUUCAUAAAUUGUACAUUAAUUUUGACAAAAAAUCACUCUUUAUUUCUAUUUUUUAUGUACUUGAUUUGCAGUUUCCAUUGAUACAUAUUACAUACAGCUCAUUGCGCAAACUUUAAUAUUCCACAGAAUCAAUCUAAGCAUGUUCGUACUCUUCUUGUAAACAACAAAUUUAAUCUGCUGGACAGAUGUUCCAUGGUCUGGCAUUGUUACUACCGGGACUGUUAUCAUUCUACAUGCCAAUUUUAUGUCCUCAGAAAUUGGAACACAUUCUGUAUGCUGGAGCAUCGCAGAUGUGAGGUCUUGGUGGUUUUUUAUAAUAUCUUAUCCAAUCAUCAUGCUUUUGCUCUUAAGCCACAUAUUUAUAAUCAGUCAUCUUUCCUGUGGGAUUCCCUACUUUUAUGCAAGCGCACAACCAACACAGGGCACCAAACGUUUUGAUGCUAGAUUUUUGAUUCUCCACAAUGACAUCAUGAUUCCAGGCACUGUACUUAUUAAUGAUAUGUAUUGCUUAAGGGAUAGUAAAACCCGAGAGGCAGGGAGGGGAAGAGGUAAGGGGAUGCGGACAGGGAUUGAGAGGAGGUGAGCGCAUCAGGAUAUUAGGAAAAUCAACAUCUACCAUUCUCCUCCAAAAGGAUUCCAGCACAACUCCCCUUUUCGACUUCCUAUCAGAAGUUGCAAUCCUGCAUCUUUUUGUACUCGGAAAGACUAAAGCUGGAGCCACUUGAGAUGUGGUGAAAGCAAGAAGCAUCUUUCGAAAGGAAUAUCGAACUUUUGGACUGAUGCAGUGAUGCUGGCUACAGACGAUAUUCUUUUGUUCACUCCGAUCGAAUGCAGCUCAGGCUUCAAAGAUGUUUUGCACCUCCUCGAACAUAUGAAAGACAUUUGAAGGAAUUGGUCAAUGAGGGUCAUCAAAGGAUUAUUUUCUCCUUGAUGUCGGGAAUAGGGAGCUCAAUUAAUACAAGGCGUGUGAUGGCUUGGUUGCAUAGAAGCAACAAUUUUGCUGAUGGUGCAGAUUGUGCCGCAUGUCACCAACGGCUUUCUAUCAGUAAUAAGGUGUUUGAGGAGGCGCUGGCGAUGUAUGACAAAGACACGCCAGACCGCUGGCAGAAAGUGGCACAGGCAGUGGGCGGGGGAAAGACGGUCGAUGAUGUGAAGAUGCAAUACAAGGAGCUGACUAAAGACGUCAAGGAAAUGGACACCGCAGGCCUCCAGAAUUUUCAGUAUGGCAGCAGCAGCAACACAUCCAUGGGUGGCAGCAGCAGCAACGGGCAGCUGAGAGGCUGAAGUACCCCAAGCUCCAGUGGUAAUAAUGCAAGUAUGCAGUUUCCAGCUUGCAAAGCUACCCUAAAUGCACUAUGAUCUACAUGAUGAUUGUGAAGGUGGUCCUCUUGCCUGCCCCAGCUAUACUAAAGCUUGCUCCUACCCAUCUCAAGUCGGAGACAUAAUCGAGUUGCGCUUCGGAAUUGUACCUUUCGUAUUUUGUAUCCAUGUUUACGUGUGUGUCUUCGUGUGCUUGUUUGUUGUGUCCCGCCACGAGCACUGUCCACCUAGCUAGCUCUAUGUAGCGGCAGCUAGCGGCAGUGGUGCUGCCGGGAGGUAUCGGAUUGGACGUUUGCAUGUUUGGUGUGGUGUGUCCCGUGGUAGCCUUAUCUGCCCCCGUUUCGCCGGAUUGUGGUAUUGAAGUUCAAGUCUAUGGACCACUCAUUACAGGUGCCGACUCUUGGUC
Messenger RNA from Panicum hallii, 3217 nucleotides. RefSeq names its product protein RADIALIS-like 4. NCBI's taxonomy places the organism in Eukaryota, Viridiplantae, Streptophyta, Magnoliopsida, Poales, Poaceae. Bases 2320 to 2775 code for a protein of 151 amino acids. Gene Ontology annotation, molecular function: DNA-binding transcription factor activity. The transcript is spliced from 6 exons. The record is from RefSeq and is a predicted model, not a curated record.